Menidia menidia (Atlantic silverside) is the source of this 1773-nucleotide messenger RNA. NCBI's taxonomy places the organism in Eukaryota, Metazoa, Chordata, Actinopteri, Atheriniformes, Atherinopsidae. The record is from the annotation of a GenBank genome assembly.
AUGGCAAUCCACGCCGAGGGUCUCGUGGCAAUCGUGCUCUUUUAUCUCCUGAUUCUGUUCGUGGGGAUCUGGGCAGCGUGGAAGAAUAAAAAUUCAGGUGUCACCGAGAGUGGAGAUCGUAGCGAGAGUAUUAUGGUCGGGGGAAGGGACAUCGGACUCUUUGUUGGUGGCUUCACGAUGACCGCCACCUGGGUUGGCGGGGGUUAUAUCAAUGGGACAGCAGAAUAUGUCUACCUGCCGGACUACGGUCUGGCCUGGGCACAGGCACCCUUUGGUUAUGCUCUCAGCCUGGUCGUGGGGGGACUUUUCUUCGCCAAACCCAUGCGAUCACGAGGAUACGUCACCAUGCUGGACCCCUUCCAGCAGCUUUAUGGGGAAAGGAUGGGCGGCCUGCUCUUUAUACCCGCUCUCAUGGGGGAAAUCUUCUGGUCUGCAGCAAUUUUGUCUGCUUUGGGUGCAACCCUCAGUGUGAUCGUGGACAUCAACAUCAACAUGUCUGUGGUGAUCUCAGCAAUGAUUGCUAUCUUCUACACACUUGUCGGAGGACUGUACUCUGUUGCUUACACAGAUGUGGUCCAGCUGUUCUGUAUUUUCUUGGGUUUGUGGAUCAGCGUGCCUUUUGCCCUUUCUAAUCCCGCUGUGUCUGACAUCACGGUUUCAGCCAAAGAGGAAAUCUAUCAGUCUCCCUGGCUUGGUGAUAUCAAGCCUGAAGACCACUGGCUAUGGGCAGACAACUUCUUUUUGCUGAUGUUGGGGGGGAUCCCCUGGCAGGUGUAUUUUCAAAGGGUUCUCUCUGCCUCUUCAGCUACCUACGCUCAGGUUCUCUCCUUCCUUGCUGCCUUUGGUUGCUUGGUAAUGGCCGUCCCCUCGGUUCUCAUUGGAGCUAUAGGGGCUUCCACAGAUUGGAACAAAACUAGUUAUGGUCCUCUCCCUCCAAAGGAUAAGGAUGAAUCAGAUAUGAUCCUUCCCAUAGUUCUUCAGCACCUUUGCCCUUCCUACAUCUCCUUCUUUGGUCUGGGAGCAGUGUCAGCUGCUGUCAUGUCAUCGGCGGACUCGUCCAUACUGUCGGCCAGCUCCAUGUUUGCCAGGAACAUCUAUCAGCUAGCCUUUCGGCAGUCGGCCUCAGAUCGGGAGAUCGUUUGGGUGAUGCGCCUCACCAUCUUUGUUUUCGGAGCACUGGCCACAGCGAUGGCACUGUUAACGGGAUCAGUGUAUGGCCUGUGGUACCUGAGCUCAGACCUCGUCUACGUCAUCAUUUUCCCCCAACUUCUCAGUGUGUUAUUCGUCAAGGGUACUAACACCUAUGGGUCUGUGGCGGGCUACAUCUUCGGUCUUCUGCUCCGCAUCGGAGGAGGAGAGCCCUACCUAAAACUUCCACCAUUCAUCUAUUACCCCGGCUGGGUCACAGCGGAGAAGAUCCACCACCUCACCGGAGAGGUGGAGUACUUUGUGCAGCAGAGGUUCCCCUUCAAAUCCAUGUCCAUGGUCGCAUCCUUCUUGGCAAACGUGUGCUUUUCUUACCUGGCAAAAUACCUCUUUGAAAGUGGUAUGCUGUCCCAUAAGUAUGACUUCCUGGAUGCAGUGGUGUCCAAGCAUAGCAAGGAGAAUAUGGACAAGACCACACUCGUGACCAACCAGGACAACAUCAUUCUUUCAGAGAUGGCUCCUGUUAGGCAAACGCUCGGUGCUUCCAUUGCUGGGACGUUCACCAACACAGAGGUCCUCAGCGAUGACGGAGCAUCAAGUCCAGAGUCUUUCCACAGCGAGAACUAG